Messenger RNA from Symbiodinium natans, 5130 nucleotides. Lineage: Eukaryota; Dinophyceae; Suessiales; Symbiodiniaceae. The record is from the annotation of a GenBank genome assembly.
AUGGAGACCAAAGUGCUGGAGACCAUGCCUCCCGAGGGCAUCGCGCGCAUCGCCGACACUUUGCAGAAGCGGACCUACCAGCCCAGGGAGGACAUCAUUCGCCAGCACGAGGAGGGCAAGGAGUUCUUCAUCAUGCUUUCGGGCGUGGCGCGCGUCUGGGUCCGCACGGGCAACGACGAACAGGAGUACAAGCGCUACAAGGCCGGAGACCUCUUCGGGGAGCUCGCGCUGCUGAAGAACGCGCCACGGGCAGCGUUCGUGUCCGCCGUCACGAGCGUGGAGGUUCUGGCCUUGACCCGCAAGCAGUUCGAGAGGCUUUUUGGCCCCAUGACCGACCUGCAGCAGCAGCAGUACCUGACAGAUCCACGGAAGCUGAUCGCGGACUUCUACAUGACCGGGGACUCGCGGGGCCGGACGCCAAGCAAGAGAGCACCUGGCACCGUGGCAACGACAAAAGGGCGGAACACGUGGGGCGAACAUGAUGCGGAGACUUCCCCCAUUUUUGUGUCUUCGCUCGGGCCUGCCGUAUACACCGCGCAGGAAUGUGGGAAGGCAUGGGUAAGGUUCGCCGUGUACCGGCCUACCAGCAAGGAUGCCAUCGCCAAGAUGCUCUCCGGCGUGGCGGUGGGGAAAGGCCUGAACGUGAAGGGCAAGUCCGCCAAGAGGGGCGCCGGGAACCGAGUAAUUUGGAACCGACAUGUGCUCUCGGGCUUCGUGCCCUUCAUCCAGAUCUCCGACAACGACCACCGCACCAUCAUCGAGCAGUCUCCACGGGACUCGCGCGUGACCGUCUACUACAAGACAAAGGCCUCGCGGCAAGAGGCGCAGAAGCUUCUGCAGGCGCGCGGACACCCCCUCACGACAGUCCGAAGUGUCAUUGCGAUUGCCAUUGUGCCCAUUCGUAUCGUGAAAAGAUUGAUGGCAAUCAAUGUGGGUGAUGUCGUGUACAUGGACUACGGGGAGGCACCUCAGUGUGUACACUCCAGACUAGUGUUGGCCGAAGUGGAUGCCAGCACGCAUGAGUUCGUGAUCCUUACGCCAGAUCUCGACCAGUACAUAGAGCGGAUGCUGAGCGCCGGCGUCGAGGACUGGGCGCUAUGGAUCCAGCCCCUGCCGCUGGCGGUGCGGCAGACCCAGCAGGCGCAGGAGUCGGAGAUGUGGCAGGACCUCCCGCCGGUGAUGCAGGACUUUGGGUGCUUGCUGAAAUGGCGCUUACGCGAGGACGAGAUCCCAAAGUUCUGUGAGGAACGCAUCGCACUCGCCCGCAGCUCGAUUGCUCUUGAAGGUGACGACUUCGCUGCUGCCGAGGAUGCUCGAACCAUUGAGAUUCGCUAUGGGUUGAAUGGGGAGCGGCUUCGCAACUUCAAGGAGACCAUCAGUGAGUUAGUUGAAGUCGACUUCAACGACUUCCCUUUUGAGCCAAGGACGGCGCUACAGUAUGUCAAGGCGGUGGCCUCCGUCGCCGAGUCAUGCUAUGCUCAACACUUGUCAUGGGUUGCUCAGUCAAAGAUUCCUGAGGGAGACAGGGCCAUCCACGAGGACGAGGUUCUCUCUCGAGUCCUUGAUGCAGCCGUAACCUACGAUGGUCUCAAUGUGGCAAACCUCGCAUCGUUCGAGCUCAUAGUGAGACGCAAGCAGUUACUGGCAGAAGCUCAUUCUUACAAUCCCUCGGCGCCUUCAUAUGAUGGGGCUGACCAUUUCAUGGGCACCACAUUCCGGCCCGGAGGUGGCAUUGUCAUUCCUGUCUUGACGGAGUUUGUCUCGAAGCGAAUGCAGCAAGAGUCCCAGAUCCUGAAGGAGCGCCGAAGGCUUAGUGAAGCCAAGGGCAAGGGGCGAGGUGCUCUGCUGGGCGCAGUUGGGCAGAGCACUCACCUCGUUUUCAACUGCCGGGAUUUUCUCCGCAUUAUGGUUUUCCACAGCAAGAUUUUUCAUGGAGCCCUUGCGGCGCUCCGGGCACCUGCCUCUGGUUACAGCAUUCCAGAGGCGGGGGUGGGAGACGUGGUUGAUAUGCAACUGGGAGCAUUGUCACUUCCGUCGGGCACGGUUGCAGGUGUGGACUUGAGUUCGCAGCUUCCUAAGCCGCUUCGUGAAAUGGUGAACAAUUUCGAGGAUUGGCUUCUUCGAGAUGCGGACUCGUGGGCUCAGGUCAGUCAUUUGGCAUCCUCACUUCGGCCGUAUAACGAUCCCAGCCUGAAUAGACGGUCAGGUUACCUGCAGUUCCUAAAGCAUCUCAGGCAAUGUGGAAUCCUGGGCUUGUCCACUCGUGUUCGGGGGAGGGUCGGUGCUUUUACUGUUGCAAAGAAGGACAAGGUCGUCAAUGGGCAGAAGGUCAAAAGACAAAGACUGGUUCUUGACUGCCGCCAGGUGAACUUGCAGUUCAAGACGCCGCCUCAUGUGGAGCUAGGCUCGCUGUCGGCACUUACUGAGCUGGAGUUGGGGGACAGUCAAUGCUUGUAUACCUCGGGGUCGGACAUACAAGAUUGUUUUUACGCCUGCUUCCUCCCGAAGGGCCUCGAGGAGUUCUUCUGCUUAGCGUCGGACCUCACUCCGGACGAAGCAGCAGAGGUCUUCGGAGGGUAUGCGUACGAAUAUUCACAACGGGAUCGUGUAUCCCCUUGCAUCACAGUCCUCCCGAUGGGGUUUAAUUGGUCAUUCUAUUUGGUACAGAAGCUCCAUGAAGGAGCCAGUCUGGAUGCACUACAAAUACCUCGUAGCCAACUCGUUCUCGACGGUUACCCGGCACCCCCUGUGGCAGGUGAUGCAGUCAUUUCCAUGCCUUACUGUGACAACGUCCAUUGUAUGGGCAGCUCUGCUGAGGCUUGUGGGCAGGGGGAGAUGAAGAUUUGUGAUAGGCUUGUCGAGAUGGGUUUUACGCUUCAUGAACAUGAGCCGCCAUCGUUGGUAUUUCCUACACUUGGGGGAGUGAUUGAUGGGGAGCGCGGAGAGAUUCGCACUACUGCAUCUCGGGCGUGGAACCUGAUUUUCGCUUUUGAGUAUUUGAUCGAAAACGUCGUCACCACUGAUUUGGUACAAAGAUUGCUAGGUCAUGCGAUGGUGGUGUGUGUGCUGAACCGCUGUGGGAUAAGUGUUUUCAGGAGGCUUUACGAUUUCAUCGAAAAGGCGGACUCACCAAGGAGACUCACAAGAGAAGAGGCAAGUGAGUGCAGGGUUUUUGUGGGUCUGAUUCCUUUAUUGGUGGGCGAUCUUCGGAGAGGUUGGUCUCAAACGAUUACGGCUACCGAUGCCUCGCCUGAGGGUUAUGGAGUUUGUGAGCGUGAGUGUGGCGUCGAGGAUGUUCGUAGUGUCGGAAAAUGGAGCGAGAGAUGGCGUUUUCGUCGCCUCCCUCCCGAGGAGUGGCAGCCGCGCCGGCGAGCCACAGGACUCAAUCCUUUCUCCGACAUUUCAACAGGGGGUGCAUCUGGCGAGACAAGUGAUCCUUUGGAAUACGUUUCGAACGAGCUGUUUCCUGAAGUUCCUUUUUCCCUCAUGGAACCUGAGGCCUGGCAUACAGUGCUCAUGGGAAGAUGGCGCGUGGCAAGUGAACACAUCACUCUCAAGGAGGGUCGUGCUCUCGUCUUAGCAGCUAGGCGCUUGGCCAGAAACUCCAACAAUAGACGCAAGAAGCACCUCGUCAUUGUCGAUAACAUGGCCUUGGCUUUUGCUGGGAUUUCCAGCUUCGUGUUCGGUGGGUGCCUAGCGAAUGGAAUGUCGCGGACGGGCCGAGCCGUGGACGCAUCCUCCCGAGUUCUCAAGAUGAGCUGGGGACCUCGAAGCAGCCAGCCAACAUCAGUUCGAAACCUGAAGAUCCCAAUGAAGGCGACUCCAGGGAGCUCAUCGGCAAGUGCGCUGAAAACCGGGAACAAGCCAGUCAAGAAGGCCAUUCAGAAGGAGCGGGUCUUGGUGUCCGCUUCAAAAAUGGCGACUACCAAGAGCGCGCGAGCUUUGGCCGUGAAGCGCGAGAGGCCCAAGAAUCUGGGAAAACUUGCCCAGAAGAACCAGUUGUCCUUCUUAGAGAUGAAGAGUGUUUCAACGGAGGUGGCGGACCAGUACCUGACGUACUUCAAGAAAUUCGAGAGUUUCUGCCGGGAGCAAGGAGUUUCAAAGCUCGCGGCAGGGACGGUCGACGUGUACCUCACGGACUACUUGGACCUCCUCUUCUUCGAGGGGAAGGGGUUGAGCGAGGCGGAGAAAACGGUGGCCGGGGUAGAGUUCUAUUGCCCAGACAGCAAGGGGCGGAUUCCCAGGAGUCGCAGAGCCCUCAAGGGCUGGCGGAAGGAAUCACCGCCGGCCAGUCGUUUGCCACUUCCUUUGUUAGUGGUGUGUGGAAUCAUCAUGGUCCUGUUGAGGAGACGGCUCAGGCAGAUGGCCCUGAUGGUGUUACUUUGUUUCGAUGCGUAUCUCCGCCCAGGAGAGGCAUUCACCCUGAUGAAGAAGGACUACGUGGCACCCGUUCGAGGGGCUGGGAGCCAGUAUGCAAUGCACGCCAUCGUGAUUCGGGACAUCGAGGAUUCUACGCCCGACAAGGUGGGAGUCUUCGACAACACCAUCUUGUUGAACAGCAAGGGUCGGCUGUGGCUGGGGGAGCUCAUCAAGGAGCUUGCCCACAUGCGAAGCAAGAAGGACGAUCUCCUUUUCGACUUCACCCCCCAGAUGUAUCGCGACGCGCUUGCAGCAGCAGGAAAAGAGUUGGGGCUGGAGGGACUUCAUCCCUACCAACUCCGGCACGGAGGGGCGGCAGAGGACCUGAACUCGAAGGAGCGGGACUACAACGCCGUGAAGGCGCGAGGACGGUGGCAGACCGACCAGUCAGUGAGACGAUACGGCAAGAUAGGGAAGAUCCAGAAAAUCCUCAACCAGUUAUCGUCCGGCGAUCUGGCGUACUGUCGAUGGUCACUCCACAAUAUGGAGCAGGUGUUCAAGGGUCGGAUGGUGUUCGCCGGGACGGCUCGUGUGACUACUGCUUUGAUUAACGCCGGACGUGUUGAGCAGGGCAGCCUCCUCACGCUGAAGGCUCAGCCUUAUCCGUAUGCUCUCGCCACAGUGGUGGCAGAUGUGGUGGCCAAGGGGGCUCACAUUUUGAUCAUCGAUUGCGGUGAUCUUGAUCUGAUCUCGAUCUUUACCUCCCGAUGA